This is a messenger RNA of Gekko japonicus, 2475 nucleotides long. It is a transcript of the gene VANGL1, whose product is annotated as VANGL planar cell polarity protein 1. The coding region runs from base 352 to 1920 and encodes 522 amino acids. Gene Ontology annotation, biological process: multicellular organism development. Gene Ontology annotation, cellular component: plasma membrane. The record is from RefSeq and is a predicted model, not a curated record. Lineage: Eukaryota; Metazoa; Chordata; Lepidosauria; Squamata; Gekkonidae. The transcript has 8 exons.
AGGCCGGCCGAGGGCCGAGAGCUGCUGCCGGGGCGAGCCGGUCGGUGCGUGCGGAUCGCGUGGCGGCCCCCCGAGAUCUAUCCAGAGCGCGCCUUCCGAAGACGGGCGCUUCUGCAGCCCUCCGGCGGGCGGCCUUCGGGAGGAGCGGCCCCGCCCGCCCGCGCCUUCCGGUGUAUGUUGAAGCUUAAGAUCCAUCCCUGCCUCCCUGGGACUGAGGGGCGGAAAUUCCUAUUUAUUGACCCUUUGGACUCGCAGCUGACUGAAACGCGUCGGCAUUCUUUCUCUCUGGACUGAGCGGCCCUUCCAGGGCGCAAGAGGUCUCCCUGAUCUUCACCCACCUUCUCUGCUGCCAUGGAUACGGAGUCGACCUACUCGGAAUACUCCCACUACUCCGGGCACUCCAAAAAGUCCCAGAGGCAAGGGAGCCGAGACAGGCACAAGUCACCCCGGAGCAAAGAUGGCAGUCGGUCUGAGAAGUCGGUCACCAUUCAGGCACCUCCUGCAGAGCCGUUAUUGGGGAACGAUUCUUCUCAGAUGGAAGAGACUCAGGAUGAUAACUGGGGUGAGACGACGACAGCCAUUACGGGUACCUCCGAGCACAGUGUCUCCCAGGAGGACAUUGCCAGAAUUGGCAAGGACCUGGAGGACAGCGUUGGUGUGGACUGCAGGCGUUACCUUGUAUUCACGGUGGCCGCCGUCCUCGGGCUCCUGGUCUUCCUCACGCCUAUUGCCUUCAUCCUGCUCCCGCAGAUCCUGUGGAGAAACGAGCUGCAGGCCUGUGGCACGGCCUGCGAGGGACUCUUCAUCUCCGUGGCCUUCAAGCUCCUGAUUCUUUUGAUCGGGACGUGGGCGCUCUUUUUCCGCCAGCCCAGGGCCAGCCUCCCGAGACUGUUUGUGUUCCGCAUCCUCAUUCUGGUCCUCAUAUUUCUGCUGGUCUUCUCCUAUUGGCUUUUUUAUGGCGUUCGCAUUUUGGACUCCAAGGACCUCGACUAUCAGGGAAUAGUCCAGUUUGCCGUCUCGCUGGUGGAUUCUCUUCUUUUUGUGCAUUACCUCGCUAUCGUGGUGCUGGAGCUGAGGCAGCUGCAGCCGAUGUUCACGGUCAAGGUGGUUCGGUCGACAGACGGAGAAUCACGCUAUUAUAGUUUGGGGCACGUAAGUAUCCAACGUGCUGCUGUGGUCAUUUUGGAAAAUUACUACAGAGAUUUUGUAGUCUACAACCCAACGCUGAUCACAGCUUCCAAAGCGCGUGCCACAAAACACAUGGCUGGUCUGAAGGUCUACAAUGUUGACGGGCCCGAUAACAACGCCGCCGGUCAGUCCCGGGCCAUGAUUGCCGCCGCUGCUCACCGCCGAGAUUCCAGUCACAACGAGCUCUACUAUGAGGAAGCCGACCACGAGCGCAGGGUCCGAAAACGUCGAGCGAGGCUGGUGGUUGCGGUGGAAGAAGCGUUCACCCACAUUAAGCGUCCCCAGGCGGAGGAGCAGCAGAAAGCCCCGGGAGAGGUGAUGGACCCCCGAGAGGCGGCGCAAGCCAUCUUCCCGUCCAUGGCAAGAGCCCUGCAGAAGUACCUCCGCACGACUCGGCAACAGCACUACCACACCAUGGAGAGCAUUCUGCAGCACCUGGCGUUCUGCCUCACCAACAACAUGACCCCAAAGGCCUUCCUGGAGCGUUACCUCAGCCCAUGUCCGACCUUGCAGUACGACAGGGACCGUUGGUUGUCCAAGCACUGGACGCUGGUUAGCGAGGAAGCCGUUACCAAAGGAUUAAGGGACGGGGCGGUGUUUGUCCUCAGAUGCCUGGACUUCAGUCUUGUCGUGAACGUGAAGAAAAUCCCCUUCAUCAAACUCUCGGAGGAAUUCAUUGACCCGAAAUCUCACAAGUUUGCCCUCCGCUUACAGUCCGAGACAUCUGUCUAGGGAGGCACGUGCCAUGGGGGUAAGAAGAGGGCAUUUCCCAGCAUCCUGCUUUUGGCUUUGGGGAGUUUUAAUUCUUCCCCAUUAUCCUGAGUGAAACCGACAAGAGACGGAUCAGGAAUAUUUUGUCCAUCGGCACUUUAUCUGGAAAGGGGGGGGGGGGUCGGGGCGAUCUCUUCAGAAAGACCCGAAGAGGAUCAGCUUAGGUUAAGUCAUCAGGAGUGAAUUCCCGGCCUCGGGUUGUACACAUCGCAGCUGACGUGGCGUUCCACUUUUCCUUGGCACCUUGCCUUAGACAAGCGGGCGUAUGAAUUCCACUGCCCCGCCCUGCUAGGCUCCAGCUCUCUAUGGAAAGUCCUUGCUUUGCUUAGCCUCUGACACCGUCAGCUUUGCUUCAGUUCAGACACCGCACCACACCCCGGCUUGUGCUCGCCAUACUUUGGGGCCCGAGCCUGAAUCUGAGUUUCCAAAAACACCACCUGCAAACCCAUGACUCGGAGCUGUCUGGUUCCGUUUCAUUUCCCGGGCUCUGCUUCAUAACGUUCGGUCGUGAAAAGA